Messenger RNA from Argiope bruennichi, 273 nucleotides. RefSeq names its product cuticle protein 6.4-like. Bases 1 to 273 code for a protein of 90 amino acids. NCBI's taxonomy places the organism in Eukaryota, Metazoa, Arthropoda, Arachnida, Araneae, Araneidae. The transcript has 2 exons. The record is from RefSeq and is a predicted model, not a curated record.
AUGAUGAAAGUAGUGAUCGCUCUUGUUUUGGCUAUGGCAGCCGUUGCAUGCGCUUCGGUCAUACCAUACAGAUUCGGAGAUGGAGUGAGCGCCAGGCAUUUCUACAAAGGAGAGGUUCCCUACGGAAUUUAUGGUCUCGGAUAUAAUGGAUACUAUGGGGCCUAUGACAACGCACUCUAUUACGGAUAUGAUGGACUCGGUUACGGAUAUGGACCCUAUGGAUACUUUGGAAGAUAUGGCCUCGGCUAUCUCGGAUAUGGAAGAUACUUUUGA